Messenger RNA from Striga asiatica, 312 nucleotides. NCBI's taxonomy places the organism in Eukaryota, Viridiplantae, Streptophyta, Magnoliopsida, Lamiales, Orobanchaceae. The record is from the annotation of a GenBank genome assembly.
AUGUUGCCAAAAGACGAGGGUGAGCCCGAACUCGAACUCGGGGCAUCGAAAACCCGGCCCAUAGGUGUGGAGCAGCACAUUCUGAAACUUGCGUCCCCGGUAAGCCACAAGGUGUGCAUAGUAGAUGAUGGCACGACAGAUACGGGCCUUGUGGACCGGGCAAAACGUGAAGCACAUGCUGUAAAUAGGCUUCUGCAGCUUAUUAUGAAAUGGUUCUCAUACUCAAGCACUCAAGCAGAUAAUGCCACUGAUUUGGAAACUCUCAAGAUAACGGAGGAGAAGCCUCCCAAGAGUCGGAUCCAAAAAGUUUAG